This is a messenger RNA of Salvelinus sp. IW2-2015, 1857 nucleotides long. Lineage: Eukaryota; Metazoa; Chordata; Actinopteri; Salmoniformes; Salmonidae. The record is from RefSeq and is a predicted model, not a curated record.
AUGACGGUGGAUAAGGCCUAUUUUAAACACAGGCCCUCUACCCCCUACCACCCAGACACAGGCCCUCUCUACCCCCUACCCACCCAGACACAGGCCCUCUCUACCCCCUACCCACCCAGACACUGCCCUCUCUACCCCCUACCCACGCAGACACAGGCCCUCUCUACCCUACCCACCCAGACACAGGCCCUCUCUACCCCUACCACCCAGACACAGCCCUCUCUACCCCUACCACCCAGACACAGGCCCUCCUCUACCCUACCCAGCCAGACACUGGCCCUCUCUAACCUCCUACCUACCCAGACACUGGCCCUCUCUACCCCCUACCCACCCAGACACAGGCCCUCUCUACCCCCUACCACACCAGACACUGGCCCUCUCUACCCCUACCCACCCAGACACAGGCCCUCUCUACCCCCUACCCACCGACAAGGCCGUCUCUACCCCCUACCCACCCAGACACAGGCCCGUCCUACCCCCUACCACCCAGACACAGGCCUCUCUACCUCUACCCACCCAGACACUGCCCUCUCUACCCCUACCCACCCAGACCCUCUCUACCCCUACCCACCCAGACACAGGCCUCUCUACCCCCUACCCCCACCCUCUCUACCCCCACCACCAGACACAGGCCUCUCUACCCCUACCACCCAGACCCUCUCUAACCCACCACCCAGACACAGGCCCUCUACCCCUACCCACCAGACAGCAGGCCCUCUCUACCCCUACCCACCCAGACACUGGCCUCUCUACCCCUACCCACCAGACACUGGCCGCUCUACCCCCUACCCACCCAGACACAGGCCCGCUCUAACCCCCUUACCCACCCAGACACUGGCCCUCUCUACCCCCUACCCACCCAGACACUGGCCCUCUCUACCCCCUACCACCCGACACGGCCCUAUCUCCCCCUCCCACCCAGACACAGGCCCGCUCUACCCCCUAACCACCCAGACACUGGCCCGCUCUACCCUACCCACCCAGACACUGGCCCUCUCUACCCCCUACCCACCCAGACACUGCGCCUCUCUACCCCCUACCACCCAGACACUGGCCCGCUCUACCCCCUACCCACCCAGACACUGGCCCUCUCUCACCCCUACCCACCCAGACACAGGCCCUCUCUACCCCUACCCACCCAGACACAGGCCGUCUCUAGCCCUACCCACCCAGACACAGGCCGUCUCUACCCCUACCCACCCAGACACAGGCCCUCUCUACCCCAUACCCACCCAGACACAGGCCGUCUCUACCCCCUACCCACCAGACACUGGCCCUCUCUACCCCCUACCCACCCAGACACAGGCCGUCCUCUACCCCUACCCACCCAGACACAGGCCCUCUCUACCCCCUACCCACCCAGACACAGGCCGUCUCUACCCUACCCACCCAGACACAGGCCUCUCUACCCCAUACCCACCCAUACACUGGCCUCUCUACCCCCUACACCCAGACACAGCCCCUCUCUACCCACCCACCCAGCCCUGCCUUCUCUACCCCAUACCCACCCAGACACUGGCCCUCUCUACACAUACCCACCCAGACACUGCCCUCUCACCCCUACCCACCCAGACACAGGCCCUCUCUACCCCCUACCACCCAGACACAGGCCUUCUUCUACCCCUACCCACCCAGACCACAGCCUCUCUACCUACGACAGCCUCUACCCAUACCACCAGACACAGGCCUUCUCUACCCAUACCCACCAGACACUGGCCCUCUCUACACAAUAACCACCCAGACACUGCCCUCUCUACCCCCUACCCACCCAGACACAGCCUCUCUACCCCCUACCCACCUAGACACAGCCCUCUCUACCCCUACCCACCCAGACCCACCCAAGGGGUUUUCCAAUAG